CGGCUGCGCGCAACGAACAGUUAGACAUUUUCCCAAAAUCAAACGAAAGACGCAACUGAGCAAGGACCGUGGGAAUCCGGCGUACACCUCUUGAUUGCUUUCUCUCUCUGCCUUGCUCCACAUUCUACAUUCUAUAUUUAGUAGCCAGAUAACAAUGUUGCCCAUGGGUGGAUUAUAUUUGAAGCACGUCGUGGUGGCAGCGCUGUGCUCCGCGCUGGUCACUGGGACGCUGGGGUCCCCGGUGGUGGGGCAAGAGCCGUUCCGAUGCGCCCCGUGUACUCCGGAGAAGCUGAGCCAGUGUCCAGCGGUGGCGCCCGGAUGCGCCGAGGUGCUGCGGGAGCCCGGCUGUGGAUGCUGCCUCGCCUGCGCCCUGAAGACUGGGGAGCAGUGCGGGAUCUACACGGCGCCGUGCGGCUCCGGACUGAGGUGCACCCCGAGACCCGGCGACCCCAGGCCGCUGCACUCCCUCACCCGCGGACAGGCCGUGUGCACGGAGAGCGCUGAGCCCCGACCCACCCCCGAGCAAGAGGCACAAGAUCAGGGAGAGCCGGAGGCGGAGAUGGAGAACACAGCCAUCAUCUCGGACCCCGGCUCCAGCCACUACCUCCCCGGUCACAGUAAGCCUUACGACCCGAGGGCUGCAGCCGACGCUCAGGAGAGCAUGAAAGCCAAACUCAUCGCCAUCCGCAAGAAGCUGGUCGAGCAGGUGCAGGGGCCCUGUCACCUGGAGCUGCAGAGGGCCUUGGACAAGAUUGCCAAAUCCCACCAGAAGUUGGGAGACAAGUUAACCAGAUUCUACCUCCCCAACUGUGAAAAGCACGGCCUGUACAAACCCAAGCAGUGCGAGUCGUCUCUGGACGGACAGAGGGGUCGAUGCUGGUGUGUGAACUCCUGGAACGGCAAGAAGAUUUUAGGUUCGACCGACCUGCCUGCAGACGCCGAGUGCCCUUAAAGAGAGUCGCCUCCGCUGAGUCUCACACAAAAGAAGAAGAAGAAGAAGAAGACGAAGAAGCCACUGUUUUUUUUUUUGUUUUUUGUUUUUUUUUCCUUUUUGAUUGCUGUUUAUUUAUUGAUCUCGUCCAUGGUGGUGUUGAAUUCAGGUACACUGUCAAUGUGGGACUGUUGGUCCCAGCCACCCUCCUCCCUCCUCCCUCCUUCCUUCUUCCUCCUCCCUCCUCCCUCCUUCUCCCUUCGUCCUCCUCAAACUACCCGUCCCAAAGAGAAAAAAAAAAGAAAUAUCUAUUUUUGUUUUUUCUGAAAAGCAGAUUUUUAAUAUUGAUGCAUUUACUUCAACUCUUCAGCCUUAUUUAUUUCAGUUUGUUUGCAUUUUAUUUGUAAUUAUUUCAUGAGUAUUUAUAUCAUGUUUUUUUGCCUUAUUGUUAUUAUUAUAUUAUUAUUAUUUUUAUGCCUGUAUAAAGUGUAUAUAUGUAUCUUGGCUCUGAGUAACUCCACUGCUGAGUUGAGCUCGCUCUACCCUUAAGGAGUUGUCUGGAGGUUUGGUUUGAGACAAACCAAGCAAGAACAAAAGCACUGAGUGACCAAAUGUCAUUUAGAAGUAUUUCUAAAUGUUGUUUUUAAUGAUUCAAUUUGCUGCCAUUGUUAUGUCCUCUCUUUUUUUUUUGUCUUUUUUUUCGUUUUUAUUUUUGUUGUCGUCUUUAUAUUUUCUGGUGUGACACGUCGGCUCUCAUCAGUCAACGCAAAACUCUCAGUUGGGGAAUCCUCAAUCAGUCUCAGAAAACACUUCCCAUGGUUCCAUGGGGCUGCAGAUAGCAUGACAGGCGGCAACGCCCUGCGCCGCCUCUCAGACGGGUAUCUCUACAUUUACCUACCUCCGAUAUUUACGUGUCACUUGUGUCGAUGUAUCUGUCAAAAAAAAAAAAAAAAGAAAAAGAAAGAAAAAGACUCGCUACUUUACUUUGUAUGUCGCUGUUCUCUCUGACCAAGAACACAUGACCACAAAGAGCAGGGGCGGCGCCGCGAGGUGUGGCCGCUCCACGCUUUAUCCACAUGCUGCUGUUGGAGGGAGAAUUAUUGUUCACGUUGAGUCUAUUCCAAAGUGACUAACUGCUCACUCGUGUGUAUGUACACUUUUGUAAUUGAGAUGUAAUGUAAGAAGAAAAAAGGUGAUAUAUUUAAUAAAAACAUUAACCUCA
Mugil cephalus (flathead mullet) is the source of this 2153-nucleotide messenger RNA. It is a transcript of the gene igfbp1a, whose product is annotated as insulin-like growth factor binding protein 1a. The transcript is spliced from 4 exons. Gene Ontology annotation, molecular function: insulin-like growth factor II binding; insulin-like growth factor I binding. The record is from RefSeq and is a predicted model, not a curated record. Lineage: Eukaryota; Metazoa; Chordata; Actinopteri; Mugiliformes; Mugilidae. Gene Ontology annotation, biological process: regulation of insulin-like growth factor receptor signaling pathway. Gene Ontology annotation, cellular component: extracellular region. The coding region runs from base 155 to 952 and encodes 265 amino acids.